AUGGAGCCAAGUCUUGACAGCCCAUAUGGGCCAUCGAGACAUCCACAAUUCAUCUUCAAUUCUAGGCGAUCACCUGUCUAUUCAACAAAGGGGCUAGUUUGUGCAUCCCAGCCAUUGGCAGUCAAUGCUGGCCUCAAGAUAUUACAAAUGGGUGGAAACGCUGUUGAUGCCUGUGUCGCUGUGGCUGCUGCUAUGAACGUCACUGAACCUCAUCAAACUGGUAUUGGUGGUGACAUGUUUCUCCUCUACUAUAAUGCCAAAACAAAGAUCGUCAAAGGCUUGAAUGGAACAGGACGUGCUCCAGCUGCUCUCAGUUUGGCAAAAGCACAUGCCAUGGGAUAUACAACUGAGAUCCCCUUCACGGACGUGAACGCUUGCACUGUCCCAGGAGCUGCUGCUGGUUGGUGUGAUAGUGUGCAGCACUUUGGCUCUGGCAAGGUGUCUAUGCAGGAUAUACUGCAACCUGCAAUCGACCUUGCAGAGAAUGGAUAUCCCGUUUCGCCUAUAUCGAGUUUCAUAUGGGCUGUAGGAGCUGGAAAGCUUCGAACUGGAUCCAAGUAUGGUGGUGAGCUCCUUAUUGAUAACAGAGCACCACGUGCUGGAGAGAUAAUGAGCAUGCCAGAGCUUGCUGAAACGUUUAGGACUGUCGCUCGAGAAGGCAAGAAGGGAUUCUAUGAAGGCCGAAUCGCUGAAGCUAUAGUCAACACCAUCCGAGAGAACGGCGGCCUCAUGACCUUGGAAGAUCUCAAAUCACAUACUUCCACUCUGGUCGAUCCAGUCUCCAUAAACUACAAGGGAGUUAUCGUUCACGAGAUACCUCCCUCGUCACAAGGAAUCGUUGCCUUAAUAGCAUUGGGCAUCUUAGAAUCCUUGUGGCAGGACCGUGGAAUCGAUUUCAAAACUCUGGGUCACAACAGCCCUGAGUAUCUGCACUACCUCAUUGAGGCCCUAAGACUUGCGUUUUCCGAUGCUAGACAAUAUAUCGCAGAUCCAGCAAUUGUCCCAGUGCCAAGUAAAGGUCUCUUGGACAAGGAAUACCUGAAAUCGCGAGCAAAUUUGAUUGAUCCUCAUCAUGCAAGGGCCGACAUAACCGCUGGAUCACCCCAAUAUUCUUCAGAUACAGUCUAUUUCACCGUUGUCGACGCUGAAGGAAACGCUUGUUCAUUUAUCAAUAGUUUGUAUGAGCCGUUUGGAUGUGGAGCUGUUGCAAAAGGAACUGGUGUUGCACUUCAAAACAGGGGAUCGAACUUUUCUCUUCAAGAAGGUCAUCCAAAUGUACUUGCUCCAGGAAAAAGGCCAUACCAUACCAUAAUUCCCGCCAUGGCAACGUUAGCUACCACAUCAGAAUUGUACCUCUCAUAUGGAAAUAUGGGCGGUUUUAUGCAACCACAAGGCCACGUCCAAGUCCUAUUCAACAUGAUGGAAUUCGGUUUGGACCCACAAGCAGCUGUCGAUGCUCUACGCUUCUGCAUAGGCCCAUUCGACGGUAUCACUUGGGUCGAAGAAGGGACGCCUGCUGCAACGAUUCAAAAGUUACGAGAGAUGGGACAUUACAUUGAAGUGUUGAGUUCUCACGAGCGUAAUAAAAUGGGACGUGCUCAAGUCAUUGCAAAUAGAAGAGAUCCGAGGACUAAGCAGAGAUACUUAGUCGGUGGGUCUGAUCCAAGAGGAGACGGACACGUCGGUGCCAUGUUGUGA
Molecule: messenger RNA, 1698 nt
Organism: Synchytrium microbalum
Lineage: Eukaryota; Fungi; Chytridiomycota; Chytridiomycetes; Synchytriales; Synchytriaceae
Exons: 10
Coding region: 1-1698 (565 amino acids)
Biological process (GO): glutathione catabolic process
Molecular function (GO): glutathione gamma-glutamate hydrolase
Source: RefSeq, a predicted model, not a curated record